Messenger RNA from Trichoplusia ni (cabbage looper), 3163 nucleotides. Its product is annotated as SID1 transmembrane family member 1-like. Gene Ontology annotation, cellular component: membrane. Bases 152 to 2791 code for a protein of 879 amino acids. The record is from RefSeq and is a predicted model, not a curated record. The transcript has 19 exons. NCBI's taxonomy places the organism in Eukaryota, Metazoa, Arthropoda, Insecta, Lepidoptera, Noctuidae.
UGACACCUCAGUUUUGAUUCACAAAAUCUACGGUGAUUCGGUUUCUCGUAAACACAGAAUUUUAUUUAAAGAUAAAUUGUUAAGUCUCAUUUGAAUACAAAUUAAAUGAUUCGUAACGUAAACAUAUCAGUUUGAUGUAGUUAUAAUAAAGAUGGCGGUAUUAAGUUGGAUAAAAGUAGUGUUUUUAAUCGGUUUACCAUACAUAUGUAUGCAAGAAAAUAUCAACAAAGGCGAAAUUAUUUUCCACUAUAACAAUACAUACAAAUAUAAUGUUCCAUACACAAUCUCGGUUAACAAGAGUACUGAAUAUAUACUGGAGUUUGCUGGGGAGACGGAGGCAUACGACACUCCGGCCCGAGUGACGGUGGCGAGUGAUUUCGCGAAUAAAACAUACCCCUUGUUUAUUACAGCGAGACAACAAAAGGGUGUGUUCUCCUGGCAGCUCCCAAUGCUAGUCCAGACCCCAGUCAGCUUGGAGCAGUUCACGAAUAUAUCUCGAACACUAUGCCCUCACAAUAACAUGUUUACAGAUGACGAAGAUACUUGUGAUGUUUCUACACAAAACACACCAAUAAUACAUCUAACAUCAUCAUCACCGGAUUCGAUAAAUGUUACCAUUUUAGUAGAAACCGUCACAGAUUUCUUCGUCCGUUUAAAUUCUACCACGAAUUUAACAAUAACGCCAAGCCAACCGAUGUAUUAUUUCUUCCCGUUCGAUCAGUCGAAUGAUCUGGACCUGUCUUACCGACACGCGAAAAGGAAGUAUUUGUGUAACACAGAAUUGAAUGAUGAUGAACAAACGACUUUGCAUAAGCAUUAUUUGAUGAGCAACUUGGAUUCCCACAGCUGGUUGUAUCGACCUAAGAGUGUGAUCGUCAUGAUUGAAUCGGACGAUGAUAUAUGUGCUGUUGUUUCGAUACAGAAUUUUUCGUGCCCAGUAUUUGAUAAUGAGAGAGAUAUAUUAUACGAUGGAUAUUAUUUAACUAUGACGCGAAGAGGCGGGAUCACUCUCACACAAGACACAUUCCCAGUUGGUUUCUACAUAGUGUUCAUUGUGAAGACAUCAGACGAGGAUUGUACUGACAAGGCCGGCAACAAUACACUACCUCGCGUCGCGCACUACCUGGGCUGGGCCGAGGAGGAGGUAGUGCAGUUAGUGACCAACGAUGGCCGGGUCAAAACCUUCAGUUUCAGGAUAAUUCAGACGAUAUCUUACCAGGAGUACGCUAUAGCCGCGGGCGCGGUGCUAGCAUUCUUCAGUUCCUUCUAUGUAGCCUUCAUCAUAGCCGUGUUCUGCAGGAAGAAGGUCAUAGGUCACGGACAAGGUCAAGGUCAACUGGUGACCAGUGAGGAAGAGGGUCUCUCAACUCCCCCAGUCCCCCAGGACUUGCCCAGCAGUGGGCCCACACGCCGCCGCCGCGUGGCCAUAGACUCGCACAGCGGCGAGAGCUCGCGACACUGUCUCGUUGGUGAAGGGGACAUGUACGCUGAACAGAGAACUUGUCCAGAUGGCAGUUCAUCAUCAGAUACUGAAUCAGAUUUCUCAACUCUUGACGAUGUGAACACGGAUAAGGAUAUCUACAGAUUAGGCGGGAAACUGUGUGUUGCCAACUUAGCUAGAUGUCGUCCGCGCGUGCUCUCAGCUAGAUCCAAGAUGUAUCUGUGGAAUGUUUUGACUGUCGCCGUGUUUUACACCUUGCCUGUCAUACAGCUAGUCGUCACUUAUCAACGGCUGCUGAACCAGUCGGGCAACCAGGACCUGUGCUACUUCAACUUCCUGUGCGCGCACCCGCUGCUGGUGCUGUCGGACUUCAACCACGUGUACUCCAACCUGGGCUACGUGCUGCUGGGCCUGCUGUUCCUGGCGCAGGUCUGGCGCAGGCAUAGCACGCACCAGAACAAGACGCCCGAACAGAAAGAGCUAGGCAUCCCGCAACACUUCGGGCUGUUGUACGCGAUGGGCAUAGCGCUGGUGAGCGAGGGCCUGCUGUCCGCCGCCUACCACGUCUGUCCCAACAGCAUGAACUUUCAAUUUGAUACAUCAUUCAUGUAUGUGACCUCAGUGCUAUGCAUGGUCAAGAUAUACCAGUCUCGACACCCGGAUAUCAACGCGAGGGCACACGCGACCUUCGGAGUGCUAGCUUUAAUUAUAUUUAUUGGUCUCGUUGGAGUGCUGAACGCUAACUUCUACUUCUGGAUAGCGUUCACUGUCCUUCACCUCGUGACUUGCCUCAUCAUGACCUUCCAGAUAUACUACCUGGGCAGGUUUAGACUGGACGGCGGGCUGGUGUCCCGCGCGGCCCGCUCGCUGCUGUCGCGGCCGCUGGCCGCCAUCACGCCCACGCACUGCGGCCGCUGCGUGCUGCUGCUCAUCGCCAACCUCGCCAACUGGGCCAUCGCCGCCUACGGCGUCGCCCAACACAGCCGCGACUUCGCCUCUCACCUGCUGCUGGUGCUCAUGAGCAACUUGUUCCUCUACACUCUGUUCUACAUCGUGAUGAAGUUGCUGCAUCGGGAGUCCAUACGGUGGUACAGCUGGGUGUUCAUCGCGAUGACGUACUCCAUAUGGUUCGGAUCCAGCUACUUCUAUUUAGACCAGAAUACUAAUUGGGCGCUGACCCCAGCGCAGUCGCGUCAGAACAACAGACAAUGUUCUCUACUACAAUUGUACGACUCUCACGACAUUUGGCACUUCCUCUCCUCGACCGCCAUGUUUUUCUCAUUCAAUAUGUACCUAACCAUAGACGAUAAUCUCUCUAGAACUCCGAGAAGUAACAUUAUGGUAUUCUAAGUUAAUUCAGUGGAAAUCGAUUUUUGGUAACGAAAUGUGUUUGGGUAAGUGUGAGUCUAUGCUCGCCAUUGUAAGGGUCCUGUACAAAAAACUGUUUAUUUUAAAACCUACAUUUGAAUGGUUUUUUUUGUAGGUAAAAAAUAUUCAAGAUGAAGAGUUUUUUGUAUCUAAUAACUUUUGUGAGGCUUAUUCAUAAUUUUAUUAUUUAUUUAAUAAUGGUUUAUUCAUGAUUUUCGGUUGGGUCUGAAACUAGUCGGGCGAUUUUAAUUAAUACGCGUGAAUCUUUAUUAAGUGAAUGAAAAGUAGUUUAUAUUAAAAUGUAAAUUAUUUCGUAUAUUGGCUCAAAUUUGAAUUAUUUUAUACCAUGACAAC